Messenger RNA from Closterium sp. NIES-67, 1613 nucleotides. The record is from the annotation of a GenBank genome assembly. NCBI's taxonomy places the organism in Eukaryota, Viridiplantae, Streptophyta, Zygnematophyceae, Desmidiales, Closteriaceae.
AUUCCCUGGAGAGGCAGCAUCCUUCUGGUCGCGUCCCUCACACGUAACGACGAUAACGCCUGAUCCAUCUUCUGGAUUCGCGUUCUCAAGGCUAGCCCUGUUGCGUCGUCGGAUCUUCUCUUCAUAGUACGGUAAUCAUUCUAUUCGAUUCUUGAAAAGAUCCGCAGCCAUGCCGAACGUCGACUGUAGAAUGUACGAGGCGAAGUUCCCAGAGGUAGAGGAGGUGGUGAUGGUUCAGGUUAAGAACAUCGCCGAUAUGGGCGCGUAUGUGUCCCUUCUCGAGUACAACAAUAUCGAGGGUAUGAUCCUUCUAUCGGAGCUGUCCCGGCGUCGCAUUCGCUCUAUAUCGAGUCUGAUCAAGGUCGGCCGGCAAGAGCCCGUCAUGGUGGUCCGCGUGGACAAGCAGAAGGGUUAUAUCGAUUUAUCGAAGCGGCGUGUAUCGGAGGAGGAGGUGGCGGCGUGCGAGGAGAAGUACAACAAGUCUAAGAUGGUCCACAGCAUCAUGCGCCACGUGGCAGAGACGUCCGGCGUCGAUGUCGAGGAGCUCUACACGAACGUGGCGUGGCCGCUGUACCGCAAAUACGGACACGCGUUCGAGGCGUUCAAGCUGGUGGUCACGGAUCCAGAGGCGGUUCUCGGGGGGCUCACCAAGGAGAUCACGGAGACAGGAGAAGAUGGCAAGGAGGUGAAGAGGGAGGUGCCAGCAAUGCCCGAGGACGUGAGGGCCAACCUAAUUGCCAACAUCCGGCGCAGAAUGACCCCCCAGCCGCUCAAGAUCCGAGCGGACAUCGAGCUCAAGUGCUUCCACUAUGAUGGCGUGCUGCACAUCAAGGACGCCAUGCGCAGGGCGGAGCAGGAGGGCGAGGAGGACUGUGCGGUGCGCAUCGUGCUGGUGGCGCCGCCUCUCUACGUGCUCACCACAUUCACUCUUGCUAAGGACAAGGGCAUAGCAGUCCUGGAGCGGGCCAUCAGAGCAGCUAGUGAGGAGAUUGACAAGCACAAGGGCAAGCUCACAGUCAAGGAGGCGCCGCGAGCGGUGAGUGACCGUGACGAUCGGUUGCUGGCGGAGCACAUGCAGAAGCUGACAGACGCCAAUGCUGAGGUGGACGGUGAUGUGGACAGCGAGGAUGAGGAUGAGGGCAUGGGCUCUGCUGAUAUAGACAAUCCUGGGCUCACAGAAUAGAUUGGUUGAGAAGGGGGAGGAGGGGGGAAGGGGAUGUAUGCAUUUUGGAUUGACGUUUCCAGUAUUCCUACGCGUCAGGAGGAAUUUUGGAGCAUUGUUAGGUUGCACUUGCAAGAGGCAGUAGAGUUGUGCUUUGAGCCACGUUUUGCUGAGUUUUGUUUGCUGUGUUCUGAAGCAUCCAAAACCCAGAGCACUUGGCGUGAAGACCCUCAUUUAGCAAGUUGUGUGGGCUGGUGGGUAAGCAUGAAUCUUAUCUUCCAUACGUCCAAAAGUGUUUGGGAGUGGACACUGAUGUUGUUUCCAUAACGAUGCCCUCACUGGUGAGUAUUUUCCGAGUUCGAGUUGACUCCACAGAUGGGAAACGAGUCAGCGGCAUUAGGCCUUCUCACCGCACUGCCACUCGUUUCACCAGACCGUAUCCCACCUCACC